Hyalella azteca is the source of this 4049-nucleotide messenger RNA. Its product is annotated as alpha,alpha-trehalose-phosphate synthase [UDP-forming]-like. The transcript is spliced from 4 exons. The record is from RefSeq and is a predicted model, not a curated record. Gene Ontology annotation, molecular function: catalytic activity. Gene Ontology annotation, cellular component: cytosol; alpha,alpha-trehalose-phosphate synthase complex (UDP-forming). Gene Ontology annotation, biological process: trehalose biosynthetic process. Lineage: Eukaryota; Metazoa; Arthropoda; Malacostraca; Amphipoda; Hyalellidae. The coding region runs from base 308 to 2791 and encodes 827 amino acids.
AUCUGCACCGGAGAGCCAUGGCCGGCAACUCGAGGCAUGCGCUGUUGGUAGCUCCGAGUCAGUAGAUGCCAAGAAAAGAGCUUGAGGGGCGGUGUAGUUAGCUGCGUAGAGGUUAGCUCUAAGAAUUCUCUUUAGUGCAGCCAAUGGUUUAAAAAGUGCGGCUUUCAUUGCUAAUCCAAAAUAAGAUAGUAUUCCGCUCCGUGCUAACCUUGUUUUUGUGGCAAUUGUAAACAGCUUGAUAUGAUAGGUCGUUCAAAGUGAAGGACAACUGAAUAACUGAGAGUGCUCUGUAGUCUGGCAGUGUGCAAUGGUGCUUCAAUCAACAUCACCUCUUGUGGUGGUCGCCAACAGCCUGCCAUUCGUCGUCGUAGAAGAUGCGAAAGGCAAUCGAGUUCGAAAGCAAUGUCCAAGUGGGUUAGUGACCGCCGUGGCGCCGGCUGUGGUUGAGACAGGCGGGUUGUGGGUUGGCUGGCCCGGCAUAUACGAGGAGGACAAACCUGGCCCCAUCCCUGAGCCCAGCCCUGACGACGACUCUCCUUCUGCAGGCCUAAAAACUGAACAGGUGGUUCCGGUGAUCUUGCCGCACCAAUUAUUCGAUGAUUUCUACAACGGUUGUUGCCAUUCGUGCUUCUGGCCGCUUUUCCACUCCAUGCCCGACAGGGCACUUUUCCGGUCGGAAAAGUGGCAGGCGUACUUGGCUGUCAACAAGCAGUUCGCAAUCCAGGCGGUAAACGCCGUGAAAACAUCCCUGGAGAGGCAACCAAAUUCCGUUCCUCUGGUUUGGAUUCAUGGCUAUCAAAUGAUGUGCGUAGCGAAUUUCAUCCGUAAUAUAUGUGAUGCUGAGAAAAUAAAAGUAAAAAUUGCUUUCUUCCUGCACAUACCAUUUCCUUCGUGGGAUAUAAUGAGACUUUUCCCCUGGGAUGAUGAACUUCUACAAAACAUUCUUUGUGCUGACUUCAUUGGUUUCCAUAUUGAAGAUUAUUGCUUCAACUUCAUUGACUGCUGUCAAAGAAGACUGGGAUGCAGAACUGAUCGGGCAAGGAUGCUCGUUGAGCACAACAACCGAACCGUUUCAGUUCGUGCUUUGCCCAUCAGCAUUCCGUACGAGCGUUUCCAAGCUCUUGCGGAAUCUGCGCCCGCUGUGGUCAAGAACAAUCCUGAGGAACUAAUCAUGCUAGGUAUCGACCAGCUUGACUACACCAAGGGCCUCGUUCAUAGACUGAAAGCUUUCGAACGGCUAUUGAAGAAUCAUCCUGAGCAUCGAGAAAAAGUUGUCCUCAUUCAGGUUGUGGUCCCGUCUAGGACAGACAUGAAAGUGUAUCGGGAUCUAAAAGAUGAAUUGGACACAGAAAUUGGAAAACUCAACGGUUGUUUUUCUACAGCCAACUGGUCUCCCAUCCGCUAUAUUUGUGCAUAUGUUUCUCAAGAACAAUUGGCAGCUUUUUACCGGGAUUCGUCUGUGGCUCUGGUGGCACCGCUCCGCGAUGGCAUGAGCUUAGUGGCCAAGGAAUUCGUCGCUUGCCAAACCAAGGAACCUGGCGUCUUGGUACUGUCGCCAUUUGCUGGAGCUGGCAUUGACAUGACUGAAGCACUCCAAGUGAACCCUUACGAAACUGAGCUCUAUGCAGAAACAAUUCACCGUGCUAUUACAAUGCCCAAAGAAGAACGUGAAAUGAGAAUGUUCCGCCUACGGCGACAGGUCAGAGAAAAAGACGUGAACUAUUGGCUAGAAUCGUUCUUCAAAAGCGUAAAUUGUUAUGCCAACACUGAUGAAAUUCCAUCUGGAAAGUUGAGCCCUCUACGGGAAGACGAUUUUAAUUCGUUUCUGGAUCACUAUGUUACGGAAACUUCGAAGUUGGCCUUGUUGCUCGAUUACGAUGGAACUUUGGCUCCCAUUGCACCAAAUCCGGAUCUAGCAGUCCUGCCGGCUGAAACAAAAAAGGUGCUUGUGAGACUCGCCAACAUGCCUGAUGUCUACAUAGCCAUCAUUUCAGGACGGUCUUUGGAGAACGUUAUGAAGAUGGUGGGAAUCGAGGGGCUGACAUAUGCUGGUAAUCACGGCUUUCAGAUCCGCCAUCCUGAUGGCUCGCAAUUCGUUCAUCCUGUGCCCCACGAAUUCAAUGAAAAGUUAGACAAACUUCGCGAAUUGCUGAAACCAGUCUGCAAGCAUGGAGCUUGGUUGGAGGAUAAAGAUAUUGGAAUGACAUUCCACUACAGAGAAGUACCCGACGAUUUGGCAGCCGAAAUAAUUGCUAAGGCGGAAGAAUGCUUCGUGAGUGCAGGGAUUGAGCCGCAUCCUUCGCACAAGGCCUUCGAAGCUCGCCCUCCAGUUCUUUGGGACAAAGGCCGCGCAGCGAUACGAAUUCUAUGUAGCCUGUUUGGUGUGGACUGGAGUGACAGGAUCUCAGUCAUAUUUGCCGGAGAUGAUAAAACGGAUGAAGAUGCCAUGAAAGCCUUGCAAGGCAUGGCAAUCUCAUUCCGUGUAACUGCAUCCAAGAAUGUUAAAACCGUGGCAAACCAUCGACUGCCGUCCACAGAUUCAGUUCUAACGAUGUUGAAGUGGAUCGAGAGACGAUUCAGUGCCCGUCCUUUCGAUGCAAGCAAACCCGUUCUGCCUAACAGCUCACUGAACCAGUCUCCGGGAAGUACCUCGUCAAGAGUCCCUCAACGAGUCCCGUCAGUGAGCGAGGACAUCAUUCUAACCAUGACAAUGAGUGACGAACCAAUGGUUUCGCCUAAGGCCUCUGGCUUGGCAUCGCCAGCGAAUGCCGAAAUUUCGCUCAAAGAAUAAUGCCUAAUUUCAACCUCGAAUGCUGUUGCGUUGCGAGAACAAUUUUGGUUCUAUUUCAUUUUAAAACAGUAUAUCAUAAAAUAUAUAUUUAUGUGAUAUAUAUGUCGUAUAAAUAUCAUUAUAAUUUGCUCUGUUUAUUGGCACAAUAUUUAAGUUCAGUGUAAAACGAUCGAAGAAGCUGGCACAGAUGAGACGCAGUUCAUAGAUUUUGUGUUGGGAGUCCAGAUCGAAAACUAAAUGUUUUAGUAAAUUAUCUUGUGUACAUUUCCAUUUCUAAGUUAUACAGCAAAAACAUUUCACCGACAAAUCGCCGUUAAGUUUUGAAGCAGAAAAUUUUUCCAUUUUUAUCAUUUAGUUAUCCUAAUAGAGAAAUACUUGACCAGUUGUCACUUCACUUUCUUUCAAUUCAAAUUUUGGCGACAUAUUUUCUAGGGGUUUGUGUUGUGGGAUGAAAUUGUGUAUUGUUUUCAUGUUGAAACUUUUAAUUCUAGUAAAGAUAAAAAUUACCUAAUAGUCGAUACAAUUUUUUGAAAAAUAUUGUGCAAAAGGACAAUCGAAGAACAUUCGACUUUAAUUUUGUUGGAAUUCAGCCUGUGUCGAGCCAGUACUUUUUGGAUAUCCUCAUUAUAGUACCCAAUUUAGUUUGCAUUAGAGUUGUGCGUAGAUAGUGCUUUUUUGUUCCCUUUUCUGAUUCUAGUUUUAGUUAAUUUCAAUAUUUUAAUUGGUUAUUAGAUAAUUAAACGAAAAAUUAAAGCGCCAUUGUUUUCGAAUUAUAUCGAACACAAUUUGCUUAGCGUUCCAGAAUCCAUCUGAUUUUAGUUAGCAGUUGGAUAAUAAACUGAAAUGCACUAUGGUUUUUCUUAUUAGUAGAUGCGAUUCUUAUUAGAGUUAUCGAUAAUUAGCCUUCUUUAUUGAAAAAAUGCAAGCGAAUGCGUGAUUUUUGCUGUUUUAAAUCCUUGAAUUUUGGAUACGUGAUUUUUGCUAUUUUAAAUCCUUAAAUUUUGGAUACGUGAUUUUUGCUAUUUUAAAUCCUACGGCUGUGCAUUGCAAUAUUCAAUAAAGUAUUGCCUAUUAUCCUUGAUUCCGAGCUGAUUUAAAUAAAGUGGGUCUCAUAUUGUGAAGCAUUUUAAGUCCGUGGUAAUGUACCUCGGAAAACCUUACUUGCCCUGUACGUAUGUCGUGUUCUUAUGAAGUUUAAAUUACUGAAGAGAUUCAGAUCUUAACUGAUUGUUGCAUGAAGAAGAAUAUUUAUUGUUUU